UGCUAAAAUGCCAAUUUGCUGGCUUGUUAGUCAAGAGGAAACGCAUAAACCUAUUUUCUUGCCUCACCUUCAGCCAGUUGUCCUGGGUCGUGGGCCAGAAACUACUAUUAAAGACAAAAAAUGCUCCAGAGAACAAGUCGAGUUGAAGGCUAACUGCAACAAAGGUUUUGUCCACGUUAAACAGCUGGGUGCAAACCACACCUCCAUCGACUCUGUGGUGGUUGGUCAAGGGAAGGAGGUCAAAAUGAAGCCUGGCCAGUUACUCCACAUUGUGAAUGAGUUGUACCCAUAUACAAUACAAUUCAAGGAAGAUCCUGGUAGUUGUAAGAGACCACUUAAAGUGUCUUCUAUGGAUCAAGAAGGCUGUCCAGAGGCUCCCAGUAGAAAAUCAGCCAAAAAAUCCGAACUGCUUGGGGCUGGCCAAGCAGAAGACUCAAGCAAGAUCAAUGAAAGCGUGGGACAUUAGAGCCAAGGGCUGAAGGCUUCAAUGCAAGACUCCAAAAUGCAGGUGUACAAGGAUGAUCAAGUAGUUGUAAUCAAAGACAAAUACCCCAAGGCACGUUACCAUUGGCUGGUUCUUCCAUGGCUAUCCAUUCCCAGCCUGAAGGCGUUGCGCAAUGAGCACUCCAACCUGGUUAAGCACAUGCAGAAAGUAGCCGAGCAAAUGAUUCAACAGUGCCCACAUGCUAGUUCCUUGGACUUUCGCUGUGGCUACCAUGCCAUCCCAAGUAUGAGUCAUGUGCACCUCCACGUGAUCAGCCAAGACUUUGAUUCUCCUUGCUUAAAGAACAAAAAGCACUGGAACUCGUUCACAACAGCCUACUUUAUUGAAUCUCAAGAUGUCAUCCAUAUGCUUGAAACGGAUGGAAAGGUAACAGUUAAAGAAGGCACCAGCGAAUUGUUAAAACUACCUCUACGUUGCCACAAGUGUCGCAAAGAACUUGCCACUAUACCAGCUCUGAAACAGCAUCUCAGGUCUCAUUUCCCUGCAGAGAGUCCGUGAUAAUACCUUACAUGUUCAUAAAUUCGUUGUGGGACAUCUGUAAUUAGCUCGCGACCAGUCCAGGGUGUACCCCGCCUUUUGCCCAAAGUCAACUGAGAUGAUGGAUACCAUCUUACCUGUGUCUCGUGAGGAUGAGUGAUAUGGACAAUAGGUAGAUGCAAUAUGAGAUGCUCUUCUCGUGGAUUUAAGCAUCAUGACACAACGGUCUACAUACCUUGCUUCUUUUCCCACUCAUUAAAUGGCUUUUCAAUUGCUUAGUAAAACAUUCAAUGUAGAUUAAAGGAAAUACUUUUGUCAUUGUUA
Molecule: messenger RNA, 1306 nt
Organism: Syngnathus typhle (broad-nosed pipefish)
Lineage: Eukaryota; Metazoa; Chordata; Actinopteri; Syngnathiformes; Syngnathidae
Gene: aptx
Product: aprataxin
Exons: 7
Biological process (GO): double-strand break repair; single strand break repair
Cellular component (GO): nucleus
Molecular function (GO): single-stranded DNA binding; DNA 5'-adenosine monophosphate hydrolase activity; protein binding
Source: RefSeq, a predicted model, not a curated record